This is a messenger RNA of Epinephelus fuscoguttatus (brown-marbled grouper), 14391 nucleotides long. RefSeq names its product protocadherin Fat 3. Gene Ontology annotation, cellular component: catenin complex; plasma membrane. The transcript is spliced from 52 exons. Gene Ontology annotation, molecular function: calcium ion binding; cadherin binding. Bases 1 to 14235 code for a protein of 4744 amino acids. The record is from RefSeq and is a predicted model, not a curated record. NCBI's taxonomy places the organism in Eukaryota, Metazoa, Chordata, Actinopteri, Perciformes, Serranidae. Gene Ontology annotation, biological process: homophilic cell-cell adhesion.
AUGUUGCAGCUGUUCCUGACAGAGCCUAGGGCAGGACAAGGCCUGCUGCUCUUUACCCAGCCGGCAUAUAAUGCUUCCGUUUUUGAGAAUUCUGCUGCAAGGACCUAUACCAAAAGCGAGGUCAAAAUGGGCAUCAUUCUUGGGCCACCACGGUCUUUAGACAUUAAAUAUUCCAUUGUGUCUGGAGACAGUGAGGGAAUCUUCCAGGCUGAGGAGUUUGUAAUGGGAGAUUUUUGUUUUCUUCGCAUACGCACUAACGGAGGCAGUGGUGCCACAUUGAAUCGGGAGGUACAGGACAAUUACACACUGACAGUUAAGGCAUCUGCCCAAGGAGGCCUAGAGGCCUUAGCUACUGUUUAUAUCAAGGUCUUGGACACCAACGAUCUCCGACCUCUUUUCUCCCCUACCUCCUAUUCAUUUGUUGUUUCUGAGAGUGCCCCUCUGGGUGCCAGCAUAGGACGUGUAACAGCCACAGAUGCUGAUGUGGGAUCCAACGGGGAGUUCUACUACUUCUUCAAGAACAAAAUUGAACUCUUUGCUGUGCAUCCGACCAGCGGGGUCAUCACCCUGACAGGUCGGCCCAGGAUGGACAAACGAGACCGAUUUGAGCUGGAGGUGCAGGUGGUUGACAGAGGAAUGAAACUCUAUGGGAACAAUGGCAUCAGCAGCACUGCUAGGCUGGUCCUAACUGUGGAGCGGGUUAAUGAGUUUGCUCCUGUUCUCAAUGCAGUGGCUGUCUUUCCAUCAUGGGAGGACAAGGACCCGAUCUACGCCAUAUUAACUGUGGAGGACAAAGACGAAGGGGUAUCUGGGGAUAUAGAGUGGGUGUCUAUCAUUGAGGGUGACCCCCUUGAACAAUUUGUGAUUGAUCGAUCGCCUGUCGGGAAUGAGUAUAGGGUUAAAACAUCAGAAUUGUUCGACUGGGAUACAUUCCCCUAUGGCUGCAACUUAACCUUCCAGGCUAAAGACAGGGGUAUACCUCCUAGGUUUUCUAAUGCUCAGGUUAUUCAGUUGUUGGUUACAAAGCCAGACCCAGUGUUGGCGAAUUUUGAGAAAGAUGUUUAUGUAGUCACGCUGAGUGAAAUAGCUCCCCCAGGCACUAUUGUAGAGGUGGUGAAAAUCUCCCCAGCUCCUCUGAGUGUCAAUUACAGCUUCAGCAGCCCCUUAGAUCAAAUGUACUUUGAUAUAAACCCUUUGACUGGAGUUAUUAUGACCACAAGGCACCUGACAAGAUUAUCACAGGAUUUCAUGGAGAUGGAGGUAGUUGAUAUUAUCAGUCAGCAGCAAGCAAGGGUCCAAAUCACCAUAGAGGAUGCUAAUGACAACUCUCCAGUGUUCAACAGGCCAUUUUAUGAUAUCGCAAUCAACGAGAGCUUACCUAUAAGCACCGUUGCGCUCGUAGUGUCCGCUGUGGAUGCUGAUAAGGGAGAGAAUGGGUAUAUAACACACACCAUAAGCGGUGAACAGUCUCUUCCAUUUACAAUAGACCAGGACACAGGGGAGGUGAGGAUCACGAGAGACCUAGACUUUGAGUCAUCAGAUGAUAUCUAUACUUUUGCAGUGCGGGCCUCUGAUUGGGGUUCACCCUACAGAAGGGAGAGUGAAGUUAAUGUCACCAUUCGUCUGAUAAAUAUAAAUGACAACCAGCCUCUUUUUGAGAGGGUUUCUUGCAGGGGGAUGAUAAGCCGUGAUUUCCCUGUCAGCCAGACAAUUGUCACUCUGUCAGCUGUAGACAUGGAUGAGCUAGGAAUGGUGACAUACAAGAUUCUGUCUGGAGACGAGUUAGACUAUUUUAACUUAAAUCCGGAAUCUGGGGCUUUGUCAUUGAAACGAUCGUUAGGGGUGGCUAAUUUAAAAAGUGGGGUAUUCAACCUGAGAGUAGUUGCAACGGAUGGGGAGUUGUUCUCUGAGCCUACAUUUGUGAAUGUAUCUGUGGUGAGGGGUAGGAUGCCACCCAGGGGGUUCAACUGCAAGGAGACCAGGGUAGCUCAGCUGUUGGCAGAAAAAAUGCUCUCAAAAGCGUCUGCUAUGGCGAGACUAAGACCAGAUGAGAGAUUUACAGACCUUUUCUCCAUGAACAAACAGGCUCCACAGUUUGAGGCCUUGCCCACUAGUAUUCUAGUGAGAGAAGACCUCGCUGCUGGUGCCAGUGUAUUUCAGGUGAGAGCACGAGAUGGCGACACAGGCUUCAACGGCCGUGUUCUCUUUUCCAUAUCUGAUGGUAACAAAGAAAACUGCUUCAAUAUCAACAUGGAGAGUGGGUUGAUAACUGUCUUACAGCCACUUGACCGCGAGCGACUGGAUCGUUACUUCCUCAAUAUCACCAUCUACGAUCAGGGUGUUCCACAGAUGUCCAAUUGGAGACUACUGACUGUGAUCAUUGAGGAUGCGAAUGACAAUGACCCCCAGUUUUAUCAGGACAGCUUCACUGCUCUUGUUGCAGAAAACACAGCCAUUGGUGUGGAAGUCAUUGCCAUCACUGCGUUUGACCGAGACAUGGGUCAAAAUGGACAGCUCUCCUAUCUCAUGCUGACCAGUUUCCCUCAGUUUGGUAUUGACAGUGAAACUGGAAGUGUGUUUGUUGCUAGCCACUUGGACAGAGAAACCAUCCCAAUGUUCACAUUGAAGAUUGAAGUGAGAGACAAGGCUGAAAGAGGCACUCGAAGGUCGUCAGUGACCACUCUCAAUAUAAUUGUGGAGGAUGUCAAUGAUUGCGCCCCAGCGUUCAUCCCAAGCAGCUUCAGUGCUCGAGUACUUGAGGACCUCCCGCCAGGAGCUGUGAUUACCUGGGUGCAGGCUCAGGACCCAGACGUAGGCCCUGGCGGACAGGUCAGAUACUCCUUGAUUAAUGACUUCAAUGGCACUUUUGAGAUCGAUGCUGUGAGUGGAGUGCUGAGGAUUAGGAGGGAGCUGGACUUUGAGAAACAACCGUUUUUUAACCUGACGUUACUUGCUGAGGACAGAGGAAUACCCAGCCUCAUCAGUCAGACAUUUGUCGAGGUGGAGGUGGUGGAUGUCAAUGAGAAUUUGUAUGCACCCUACUUCCCCGACUUUGCUGUGAGAGGCUCAGUGAAGGAGAACUCUCGUGCAGGCACAAGCGUCCUGACAGUGAGCGCUAAGGACGACGACAAGGGGCGAGAUGGCUUGCUGAGGUACUCUGUCAGAGGAGGCAGCGGACUGGGCACUUUCACCAUUGACGAAGACACAGGGGUGAUUUACACUGCUGGUAUCCUGGACUGUGAGACCAAAGACUCCUACUGGCUUACAGUCUAUGCCACAGACAGAGGGGUUACACCUCUGUCAGCCUCUAUUGAAGUCUUCAUUCAGGUAGAAGAUGUCAAUGAUAAUGCUCCCCUCACCUCGGACCCUAUCUACCACCCAGUUGUCAUGGAGAACUCUCCAAAGGAUGUGUCAGUCAUCCGUAUCCAGGCACAGGACCCUGACCUCACUGCCACUCCCAGUCGACUUAGUUAUCGCAUCACUGCUGGCAACCCGCAGAAUUUCUUCUCUAUCCAUCCAAAAACAGGGCUGAUCACGACAACCGCGAGGAAGCUGGACAGAGAACAACAGGCAGAGCACUUCUUAGAGGUGACAGUUAUAGACGGCCCAGUGACAACCCGCCAGUCCACUGUGUGGGUCAUGGUUCACAUUGAAGACGAGAACGACAACCCGCCCACCUUCCCGGAGGUCACCUACCGCAUCAGCUUGACUGAACGAGACCGCAACAAACGUGGGGAGCAGGUGUACCGUGUCUUUGCUUAUGACCGUGACCUUGGAGCCAACGGCAACAUCACCUACAGCAUUAUUGAUGGUAAUGAGGACGAAAAGUUCACUAUCGACCCCAGGACUGCCAUGGUGUCAUCAAAGAAGAUGGUGACAGCGGGAAGCUAUGAUAUCCUCACUAUAAAAGCAGAGGACAGCGGUGAUCCUCCAUUAUGGUCUACUGUCAAACUCCAUGUAGAGUGGAUUCGCAAACCUGUCCCAUCGCCUGUACCCCUACUAUUCACCCAGAGGUACUACAAUUUCUCCAUUUCGGAGACAGCUGCUGUAGCUCAGCCGGUGGGAGUAGUUGCUGUCAGCCAGUCGAGCACACCUGUCUGGUUUAAUAUCAUCGGCGGGCGGCUUGCCAGAGAAACGUUCUACAUUCCUCAGAAUGCAUGUGGACGAAACUGCUCACUCGACACAGGGAGCUUUGACAUGCAGUUUGACCUUCAAGUGGGGGUGGGAACUCUGGUUGUGGCCAAGCCUCUGGAUGCGGAGGUGCAAUCUGUGUACAAUAUGACUAUACAGGUGACAGAUGGGACCAACUUUGCCACAGCACAGGUGUUCAUCCGAAUACAAGACAGCAACGACAACCCUCCGGUCUUCUCACAGCCAGCCUAUGAUGUCAGCGUCUCAGAGGACGUACCUGUUGACAUGGAGCUACUGCGCGUUAGAGCAACGGACAUGGACGAGCGUGCCCGUUUGAGCUUCUCCAUCUAUGGCAGUGUAGAUCCAGUCAGCAUGAGACUGUUCAGGGUCAAUCCUGGUACUGGGGUUGUCUACACUGCAGACAGGUUGGACUAUGAGGCCAGAACACAGCACAUCCUCACAAUUAUGGUCAAGGAUCAGGAGUUUCCAUUUAACCGUGACCUGGCUCGUAUCCUGGUGGCGGUGGAGGACUCCAAUGAUAACAUCCCCUACUUCACCAGCACCGUAUAUGAUGCUGUGGCCUAUGAGUCAUCUCCCGUAGGCACUUCUGUAUUACAAGUCACAGCUUUGGACAAAGACAAUGGGAUUAACGGGCAACUCACUUAUACUCUGGAAGCAGGGAACACCGGUGGUGUGUUUGGCAUUGAUAAUGCCACAGGCCUUAUCUUCAUUGCUAGGGACCUGGACCUCACCUCUGUGGGCUUUUACACCCUCACUGUCCGUGUCACAGACAGUGGAUUUCCUCCAUUAAUGGCCACAGCAACAGCUCGCAUCUCAUUGAUACUCUCUGACUUCUCCCAACCCAAAUUCACCCAGAAUGAGUAUCAAGCUGAGAUUUUUGAGAACAGCACUAUUGGAACACAUGUGACCACCGUUAGUGCACUCAGCCGCUCUACACUCAUUUAUGAUAUCACCAGGGGCAACGAGGAGCGCUGCUUCUUCAUCAACCAUCACACUGGUGUAAUCAGCACACGCAGACUACUUGACUUUGAGCAAACAACAUCCUACUUUCUGGUGGUGCAUGCCCUGAGCAUGGCUGGAGUGGAGGCCAGCACCACUGUCAUUGUCCAGGUGGGGGAUGUCAAUGAUAGCCCACCAGUCUUCCAACAAAUCAGGUAUGUGGGCGCAAUCAGUGAGGCUGCUCCAGUCAACAGUGUGGUCCUGGGGGAGGAUGGUAACCCUCUGGUCAUCCAGGCGACUGAUAGGGACCGCAAUCACAACGCCCUGUUGGUGUUCCAGAUUGUAGACGAGACAGCGCGUAUGUUUUUCAGCGUGGACUCUGGGACUGGAUCGAUUCGAACGAUUGCCAGUCUGGAUUAUGAGACCUUCUCUGAGUUCCUCUUCCGGGUUCAUGUUAGAGACAGUGGUCAACCUCCUCGGAGUGCUGACAGCCCAGCAGAGGUGAUUAUAAAGGUAAUCAACAUCAAUGACUCACCUCCAAAGUUGUCACAGGACACUUACGAGGCAGUGCUCCUGCUGCCAACUUACGUGGGAGUUGAAGUCCUCAGGGUUGAAGCUUUUGACCCCGAUAUCACCUCUGACCCCACCGUGAACCCUGACAAGUCCAUCACCCCUCAGCUAGUUUACUCUCUGGUGGACAGCAAUGUGGAGUACUUCUCUGUGGAGCGCUACACUGGAGUCGUGACUGUCAUUAAUCAGAACCUCAGUAAAGACCGUUAUCGCUUUAAUGUGAAGGUAUGGGAUGGACGUUUCUCCAGCAUGGCGUUGGUCACAGUGCUUGUGCGAGAGGCUAUAGAGAGCGGCCUCCUCUUUACCUUCCCAUUCUACUCCGCCUCUAUCCCAGAGAACAUACCCAAUGUCACUUUGGUGACUGUUGUCAGCACAGUCGGCCACCGCCUCAAUGAACCGCUGAAGUACACACUGCUGAACCCCGGUGGACGCUUCACAAUCCGGCCAACCUGUGGGGUGGUGCUCACCACUGGUGUGCCUUUUGAUCGAGAGGAGAAGGAGAGUUACGAGCUGGUGGUGGAGGUUAGCAGAGAAGAUGAGAUACUGAGGGUGGCAAGGGUGACUGUACAAGUUCAGGUGGAGGAUGUGAACGACAAUGCUCCGGAGUUUGUGAACCUUCCCUACUACGCUGCAGUGCAGGUGGAAGCAGAGCCAGGAUCAGCUAUUUUCAAGGUCUCAGCCAUCGAUCAGGACAAUGGUCUGAAUGGAGAAGUGACUUACAGCCUUCGGGAGCAGCACAGGAACUUUCAGGUGAACCCUGUGACAGGAGAGCUGACCUUAAAGAGGGCCUUUGAGGCAGACUUAUCCAACGCAGAGUACAAGGUGGUCCUUGUGGCCACUGACGGAGGCUUCCUCCCUUUGUCCAGUGAGGUGGAGCUGCCUAUUACUGUAGUAAAUAAAGCCAUGCCGGUGUUUGACAAACCCUUCUAUGGUGUCACCAUCAGAGAGGAUGUGGCCGUCACCACCUCUGUCUUGUGUAUCAAUGCCACGAGUCCCGAAGGCCAGAGCGUCAUCUUCACCAUCACGGAUGGAGACCCUUCCCUCCAGUUCGACAUUGGCUUUGACACAGGAAUCAUCAGCGUGAUUUACCCGUUAGACUACGAGACCACGCAGUACUACCGGUUAACGGUGAAGGCUACAGAUACACUGACUGGGGCAAAGUCUGAGGUCGAUGUAGAUAUUGUUGUGCUGGAUGUGAAUGAUAACCCGCCGCUGUUUCAGAACACCUCAUACUCCUCUGUGCUGGCUGAGAACUCCAUGAUCGGAAUGACCGUGUUACAGGUGUUUGCCCAGGACCAAGACUCGGAGAAGAACGCCAUGGUGAGUUACCAGAUCCUAUCUGACAUCUACAACAGCACCGACUACUUCCACAUUGACAGUAACAGCGGAUUGAUAUUCACGGCACGCCUGCUUGACUACGAGCUCAUCCAACGCCACAACUUCAUUGUCAGAGCGACCGACAGUGGGGACCCUGCCCUCAGCAGUGAUGUUAGUGUCACUGUGACUGUUACUGACACAAACGACAACCCACCUAAUUUCAGCCAAGCGCUGUACGAGGCCUUUGUCAGCGAGCUCGCUCCCAGAGGGCACUUUGUGACUUGUGUUCAAGCGUCGGAUGCUGACAUCUGUGAUGCACAUAGGCUGAGAUACAGUAUUCUCUCUGGGAAUGAGAAAAUGACUUUUAUGAUGGAGCCAGAUACAGGGGUGCUCAGUCUGUCUAACAAGAGGAGACAAGGCAUGAAACUCUCGUAUCAGCUCAAUGUGUCUGUGUCAGAUGGAGUCUUCACCAACACUGCUCAGGUGAUUGUCCGUGUCCUGGGAGCCAACCUGUACAGUCCAGUGUUCAGCCAGAGGUUCUACCUGGCUGAAGUCCAAGAAAAUGCACCUCCAGGGUCAAAGGUCAUUCAAGUUCGUGCAACAGAUGAGGACUCCGGCCUGUAUGGCCAGAUCACCUACUCCUUCAUCAACGACCUGGGGAAAACUCAGUUCAACAUCGAUGCAGAUGGAGUCAUAUCCACUGCUCAGAAAUUAGACAGAGAAAAUCCUCUUAACAAGGACAUGGUGUUGACCAUUAUGGCCCUGGAUGGAGGAGGCCGUGCAUCAUUUUGCACAGUUCGAGUGGUUCUUGGUGAUGAGAAUGACAACGCUCCUCGGUUCAGAGCUGUAGAGUACCGCAUGAGUAUUAAAGCAAAUGUUGCCAAAGGUUCCCUGGUCACUCAGAUCCAAGCCACCGACCCUGAUGCUGGGUCUAAUGGGAGGAUCACCUACUCCCUUUACAGCGAGGCACGCCUGUCACUGGUUGAUGUGCUAGAGGUGGAGCCAGACAGCGGUUGGAUGAUGACUAAAAGCACUGUGGACCACCUCCAGGGGACUGUGCUGUCCUUCUUUGUCAAAGCCACAGACGGCGGCUCUCCGGCCAAACACUCGCUGGUGUCCGCCUUCAUCCACGUCGUCCCACCAGAUGCAUUCGUGCCCUCUUUCAGCCAGCCUCAGUACUCCUUCACCAUCCCAGAGGACACAGCAGUAGGAACAGCCCUUGGGUCUGUGUACAUGGCUCCUGGACAGACGGGGUUCUUCACUGUAGUCGGAGGAGAGACGCUUGACAGCAACCAGGGAGGGACCUUCCUGGUAGAGAGGGACACAGGUCUGAUCCGUCUGAUCAAGCCGCUAGACUAUGAACAAAUCAGCAUCUUUCGCUUUAAGGUUGCAGCGACGACAAGAAGAGACCUAAUCGAGUCUGUCUCCACUGUAGACCUGGAGGUUAAGAUCCUGGAUGUGAAUGACAACAAGCCAGUGUUUGAGACUAACACCUAUGUAGCCACGGUGAUGGAGGGGAUGCCAGUAGGGACGAGAGUGGUUCAAGUACGUGCCCUUGAUCCAGACUGGGGCUCUAAUGGACAGGUAACCUACAGCCUUGGACCUCUGCUCACCUACAACUUGGACUUGACAAAAGACGCCCGCUCCUUCAGCGGCCCCAUCACUACGGCUUCUGUCUUUGCUAUUGACAGCAAAACAGGCUGGAUCACCACAGUGAGUCAGAUGGACCAUGAGGCCUGCUCCAGCUACAGCUUUGAAGUAGUGGCCUCUGAUCUGGGGGAGUUGCAGUCCCUCUCCUCCACCACAGUGGUAACCAUCACUGUGUCAGACGUUAACGACAACCCGCCGCGCUUUGAGAGGGAGCUGUACAGGGGUGCAGUAAAGGAGAGCGAUCCCCUCGGUGAGGUGGUAGCUGUUUUAAAAACAAGGGAUCGAGAUGGUACAGAUCAAAACCGCCUCGUCAACUUUUACAUAACUGGGGGAAACCCACGGGGCGUGUUUGGCCUGGCCCUUGUGCAGGGAGAGUGGAAGGUUUACGUGAGUGGUCUGCUGGACCGCGAGCAGCAGGACUGGUAUCUGCUCAACAUCACAGCCAGCGAUGGCUUAUACGUUGCUCGCACUGCAGUGGAAGUCACCGUCAUGGAUGCCAACGACAACAGUCCCAUCUGUAACCAGGCGGUGUAUAGCGCCUCUUUUCCUGAGGACAUUCCCACUAACAAGGGCAUUCUGACAGUGGGUGCAACAGAUGCUGACUCAGGCUCCAGCGCUGAGAUCCAGUAUUCACUGUUUGGCAUAGGGGUUGAAGAUUUCUACAUGGAUGCAAACACUGGCGAGCUGCGUACAGCCACGGUCAUGGACCGAGAAAUGACACCCACCUACAAACUCAUUGCCCAGGCGACUGACGGAGGAGGGCUGUUCUGCCGCUCUGACAUUUCUCUCAAAGUGUUGGACGUAAAUGACAAUGCCCCCUCAUUCUCCUCUACUCAUUACCUGGCUAGUGUCUAUGAGAAUGCCGCCCCCAAGGCUUUGCUUACCCGGCUGCAAGCCAGUGACCCUGAUGAAGGCCUUAACCGUACAGUAGUCUAUUCUCUGGUGGAUUCAGUCAACGGAUUGUUUUCCAUCGACCCGGUAUCUGGGAUGGUGAUUCUGGAGAAAUCUCUGGACAGAGAGAGCCGGGACACCUACCGUAUCCGCGUCCAGGCCACUGACCAGGUUGGACAACAGGGGGCGCUGUCCUCACAGGUGGAUUUGACCAUUUUGGUGCUGGAUGUGAAUGACAAUGCUCCAGUCUUCCAGAGGAGAGACUACUCCGUUACUGUCCCGGAGGAUGUAGCCCUGGGAACCGAGGUGCUGCGAGUGUUGGCAACGAGCGUUGACAUCGGGCCAAACGCUGACAUCACCUACAAGAUCCGGUCGGGCAACGAGUUAAGAAAGUUCACCAUAGACAGGAACCUGGGCUCUAUUUCUGUGGCUGAUGAUUUGGACUUUGAGGUGUGUAAGGACUACUACCUCACUGUUGAGGCCUGGGACAACGGGAACCCUCCUCUCAGCACAGCUACCAUGGUGACCAUUGAACUCAUGGAUGUAAACGACAACGCUCCAGCCUUCAGUCAGGACAUCUACAAUGUCCUGGUCAGCGAGGAUGCGUCUGUGGGACAGACAAUUACAAGGGUACUGGCAGAAGACUUGGACAGCCAGGUGAAUGGGCGAAUCACCUACUCCAUCCUGAAAGGUGAUCGUAGCAACCACUUCUGGAUUGACCCUGUAACAGGCCUGCUCAAAGUCAAUAAGCGGCUCGACAGAGAACUAGUAUCAAGGUACUCUUUGUCAGUGCAGGCGUUCGACAGUGGCUCUCCUGCCAUGUCCUCCACUGUCACCCUCAACAUCGACAUAUCUGACGUUAAUGACAACCCUCCUGUCUUCACUCCUCCCAACUCCACAGCUGUCAUACAGCUGAACCAAGCUGCUGGCACUACCCUGCUGAAGCUGUCAGUCAGCGAUAAAGACUCACCAAGAAAUGGCCCUCCCUUUGAGUUUCUCAUCUUGUCAGGAAACGAGGGAAAUUUCUUCUCCCUGGACCAAACUGGGACUCUGAGGUCCAACCGUGUGUUUGGCCCUGAAGCCCCCCGAGAGUUCACUCUUGAAAUCCAGGCAAGUGACUCUGGUAAGCCAAGUCUUACCUCUUCCUCUUGGAUAUUUAUGAGAGUCAUUGGGAACAGUCAGUAUAAACCCGCCGUCUCCCCCCUGGAAAUCUUCAUCGUCAUGGCGACAGAUACCUUCCAGGGUGGCCCGAUCGGUCAGAUCUAUGCAACCGACCGCGACCCCAGUGACGUGCUGUCAUUUACCCAGAGGCCCCAGACCAAGAGCAUGUUUAGGAUAAACAGGCAGGAUGGCAGCGUUGCGGCUCUGCCAGGCCUGGAACCUGGCAGAUACCAGAUGAAUGCCACGGUGAGUGAUGGACGCUUCGCUGUGAUAGCUGAUGUGUCAGUCCAGGUCGAACAGGUGACAGAUGAGCUGCUGCGUAGCGCCUUGACCUUACGUUUCAGCUCACUGUCCCCAGAGGACCUGCUUGGUCGCUACCUGAGCCAGAUCAAACUAAUGUUGCGGGGAAUAGCUGGCUGGAAAUGGUCACCAGGACAGCAGGAUCCCCUGCACAUACUCAGUGUGCAGCCAGUGAUGGGGACAUCUGAUGUGGACUUGCUCCUGGCCAUGGAGAUGCCAGAGACAUCAGGAGGCGGACGGAUGGGUGGGAUCUACUCCCGGCAAGAGUUGUCUGCAAAGCUGGAGGAAGCAGCAGCGCGGGGCCAGAUUCGGGGUGUCCUGGCUGGGGCAGUGGUGGUGAGCAGUGCUUGUUCUGGGGAGCUGGAUUGUGGGGACAGGGUGUGUGAACAGGCGCUGGUGAUGGAGGGUGACUCACCUGUCGUCUACAGCACAGAGAGGGUCAGCUUGGUGGCACCAAGGUUCAGCACUACAGAGACCUGCACCUGCCCUGGAGGGACAUGCCCCACUCCUGUGGAGCUUUGUGAAGGUCAGUCCUGUCCAGCAGACAUGCAGUGUGUCCGUUCUGGUCCUACAGCGCCAUCUGUCUGCCAGUGUCAGCCCGAGAGACUUGACGAAUGUGCAGGUCAAACCUCUCUGAGUUUCUCUGGAAACAGUUACAUCAAGUACAGAGUGACAGAGAGUGGCCAGAGUGGAGAGAUGAGGCUCGGCCUGAGGAUCAGAACACUUCAGAGAAGAGGAGUCAUUAUGUUCACGCGCGUUAACCCCUGCACCAUGCUCAAGAUUGAAGGGGGUCGACUCUGGUUCCAGUUGGACUGUGACAACACCCUUGGCAUUAUGGGUAUCUCUGGCAGACCAAUAAACGAUGGCCUCUGGCAUGCAGUUGCCUUGGAGCUGACUAGGAACUACACUCUCCUCUCAUUGGAUGACAGCUAUGUAGAGCGCCGGCGAGCAGCCCAAGCCCCUGUUCGCCUUUGGCCUCUAGCCCCAGAUUCUUCCUUUUUCUUCGGGGCCCAAGUGAGGCCACUCAACGGGCAGGGCGAGAGGCCAAGCCCAGGGCCAGGGAGAAGCCAGGGAGGGCCUGGACUCGGGGACCGCGGAGCGAGGGCCCCCCCAAGAGCCCAGGAUGGCUUCCAGGGAUGCCUGGGCUCACUGAUGCUGAACGGUAACGAGCUGCCACUCCAGAAUAAGAGGAGCCGUUAUGCUGAGAUAGCAGGGCUGAGCGAGGUCAAGUUGGGCUGUGUGCUUUAUCCAGAUCCAUGCGUCAGUCAGCCGUGCCUCAACGGAGCCAUCUGCAGCAGCCUGCCCUCUGGAGGCUUCAUGUGCAGUUGCAGCACAGGCUUCACUGGGGGGCGCUGUGAAAUCGAAUUGACAUCCUGCAUGCCGAACCCAUGCCAGAACGGUGGGGACUGUAAGCCUUUAGGCAGUGCAUUCCUCUGUGGCUGUCCUCGAGGACUCAGGGGACUUAUAUGUGAUGAGGAUGUUAAUGAGUGUGACCAGGACGGGUGCGGAGAUGGAGGAGAGUGUGUCAACACGUUCGGGUCGUUCUACUGUAACUGUUCGGACGGGUACGAGGGUCGGUUUUGUGAUGAUCAGAUGCCUGGUGAUCCGGGGGAUGACACACAGGCGGAGCCCCUGUCUUACGUCGGACCAGGAGAAAUAAUUGGCAUCGGGGUCCUUGCCUUUGUCAUCAUUCUCCUCCUCAUACUUUUCAUCGCCUUCAGGAAGAAAAUCAAAUUUAGGAAAGACUCUGACCCGGGCUCGGGUACUCAGGCUGUGAUGGGUGUGUCAGCUAUUUCCACAGAAACAAGCUACAUGCUGCACAAGACUGGCAUGGGGGCAGAGGGGAUUGAGUUCAAAGCCGUGCGUGUGUCGGGAUCACCUGGGACCACGAGCACCUAUGGUGAGGUGGGAAACAGCACUGGGGGCCCUCCCCAGGUCCUGGUGCGUCCCACUACCCACUCCCCUCUACCAGGAGGACUCAUCAACCAGGGCAUGAGGAGUGGAGAUGGGGACAAAACAACUUCUAGUGAGGGCAGUCAGUUGAGCAGCUUCCUCUCAGACAUCUCCAAUGUCCGAGGAGUGUCCAAUAGGAGGGGUAUAGCAGUGUGCAGCGUGGCGCCCAAUCUCCCCUCUGCAUCGUCCUGCCGCUCAGAGCACAGCCCAGCCCACAAAGUGUCCUGGGAGGGAGAGGAAACGAGGGAGGAAGGGCUGGAGAGAGUGAGAGAUGAGAGAGAGGAGGAAUGGGGGCAGAGAGCUUUUGAGUUGGAGAGAACACAGAGAGAUAACAGUCCACAGGACGUGUCAGAGCUGGUGGAGGAGGUUGCAUGUCUCUCAGACUCCACCUCUGAGGAACACUCCCUCAGUUCCUACACUUCUGAGUCCUUCGAUGACAACGCCUCCAUAGUGACAGUCAUACGUCUUGUCAAUGAUGCUGUUGAUAAUAUUGAAAGUGAAGUGUCAAACAUGGACAAAGAACAGCAGCGGAGCAGCCCUGCAUACCGCUGGGAGUCUUCCAGGCAGACUUCAAGCUGGUUGUCACCAUCACGUCUGCGUCCGCCGGAGCUAGGAUCCCAUUACGACCUCAGUGACACCCAGCAAAACAUCAGACGGGGAGGCAGCACGCGGUCUCUCCAGCUGGACUACAAAGUGAUGGGCUACAGCAGUGACAGGGGCCGGGAGCAGGUACGGGAGACCGGGAGGAGAACCUUCCAGUGGGAGAGGAAUCAGUCGGGUGAGUGGGAGAGGAAACGCAUCCUGGACAGAGAAGAAAAGAGAAGGCGCGACGGGGAAGGAGAGGAUACAGGCAACAGGAGCAGAGACAUGGGGGCUUGCCAGGACCACAGAGAGCAUCAGCAGUUGCACGGCCAUGACAGCUGUGAAGACAGCUCUUCGCCUGUUUACGAGGAAUACCGUGAGACCAGCCAUGACCAAGAGCAAGGGGAAGAUACAGAGAGCCUUUAUGACACUCUGCCGCCAACUCGACGAGCCUACGAAGGAUAUCCGUCAAGCCCCCCGGGCAUCAACCUGCACCCAGCUCAACUUCUGCCCCCCCUCAGAGCGUGGGACUUACAGACAGGGGAGUGGAGGGGAUCGCAGGAGGAUCGCGGAGGGCUCGGCUCCAGCAGUCUGGCAGGAUCUGGGGAUGAGCUGGAGAGACUAUUGAACCUGGUGUCCCUCAGAGCCAGGAGAGCCACACGAAUAAACAGAGCCUCUACCCAAUCUGAACCCACAACAGGCUGGGAUGGGUUUAAAUGAGCACACAAGACUGUUUAAAACAAAUAGAUUUAAUAUUCCUCUAAUGAAAGAGAGGCAGUGACCCUCUCUGAUUAUACUUGACAUUUAUAUUAUUACACCGUUGGUCCACCACCUAAAAAUAAUUAAAAGAGAAUAUUACCAUAUAUACUUUUAUUA